Colletotrichum graminicola M1.001 is the source of this 1845-nucleotide messenger RNA. RefSeq names its product amidase. Bases 1 to 1845 code for a protein of 614 amino acids. The record is from RefSeq and is a predicted model, not a curated record. Lineage: Eukaryota; Fungi; Ascomycota; Sordariomycetes; Glomerellales; Glomerellaceae. The transcript has 4 exons. Gene Ontology annotation, molecular function: catalytic activity.
AUGAGUACCGAGACACGGAAGAAGUUUAUCAACUACCCUCUGCCGGUUCCUGGGCCAGCCUUCCCGUACUAUAAUGACAGGAAGAGCAAUCCGCCUCUUAGAGGGUGGGUCUUGGUCGCGGCGGCGUGGGCCAUGGAAUGCUUUUGGUUCGUACGCUCCUUCAUUUGGAAAAAUGCCGGCUUCGGCAGUGUUAGGAAGAUUCGCAAGCACAUCGAAGAUGCCGAGCCUCGUUACGACCCAACUGUUUUGCCCGUGCCGACGGAUGAGGCCAAGGACCCGGCUGUCCUCCAUCGCGAGAGCGCCGUGCAGGCGAAGCCACACCCCUCCAAGUACUACACCGUCAACGACUAUCAUGAGAUGUAUCUGUCGGGCGUGGUCACACCGCUCGCUGUAGCCCGAGUCAUUCUGUCGCUGGUGCGCCGCGAUACAAACCCGCCGGGCGAGCACUCCCUCGCGUGGUUCGACACCAAAGUCGAGCAAGUCUUGGCCGCUGCCGAGGCCUCCACGAAGCGGUACAAAGAGGGGUGCUCACUGGGUCCUCUCGAUGGUGUGCCUACGGCUGUCAAAGACGAGUACGAGAUUGACGGAUACCGGACCUGCCUCGGUUCCAGGAACGACUACACCACAAAGGCCGAACCUGGCCAGUCGAUCACAAGCUGGUGCGUGAGGAAAUUGGAAGAUGCAGGCGCUGUCGUUAUGGGGAAGCUGUCCAUGCACGAAUUUGGACUCGAUACCACCGGAAACAACCCAAUCUACGGAACGCCGCGGAAUCCUUACAACCGCGGCUACUACACUGGCGGAAGCUCCUCGGGGGCCGGAUAUGCAGUCGCGACCGGCUUGGUCCCCGUAGCCCUCGGCAGCGACGGCGGCGGCAGCAUCCGCAUCCCCUCGUCCAUGUGUGGCGUCUACGGCCUCAAGCCCACCCACGGCCGCGUUUCGUUCCACCCCUGCCCGAAUCACAGCAACAGUUGCGCCGUCAAUGGACCCAUCGCCGCGGACAUCGAGUCCCUUGCGACCUACUUUGAAACCAUCGGCGCGCCGCAUCCCGACUCCUGCUUCAUACAGGCGUCCCCAUUCAUCUCCUCUCCCAGCGAGAAGCGCGGCAAGAUCCUCGGUGUGCCCGAGGCCUGGUUCGGGCAGGCGGAUCCGGCCAUCCAGCGCAUGUGCAGGGCCAUGAUUACAAAACUGGUCACGACAUACGGUUACAGCACGGUCUCCAUCGAUAUCCCGUUCCUGAUCGAGGGCCAGUUCGCGCACGCCAUGACCGUUCUCACCGACGGUGCCACCCUCCUCCCGGAAACCAAGAACCUCACGCACGCGAACCGCAUUCUCCUGGCAAUCGGUCGCGUCACGUCCGCCAUGGACUACCUCCUCGCCCAGAAGCUCCGCGGCCUGCUCAUGUCGCACCUCGCGCACCUGUGGCGCACGUACCCAGGCAUGAUCAUCGUCACUCCCACGACCGCCUGCGCGGGGUGGCCCAUCAUGAGCAAGGGCGAGCUGGCCUACGGCGUGAGCGACGGCGACCGCACCAUCAGGUCGAUGGAGUACGUGUGGAUGGGCAACUUCUGCGGGCUCCCGGGCAUCACAGUCCCGGCUGGCUACGUCGUGCCGCACGACCAGCCCGGCGCUGGUAGCGAGGCCGGGCCCGAGACCAUGGGCAAGAUUCCUAUUGGGCUUAUGGGCAUGGGUGAGUGGACGGACGAGCAUAGCCUCCUCGAGUUCGGGCUAGACGCCGAGGAUCUAUUCGCGAAGGAGCGUUGCAGGCCGCCCAACUGGGUCGACGUCAUCCAGCGGGCCAAGGACGAUAUGGCCAAGAGUGGGGAGGACAGCUUGAUAAACAUCUAG